Actinia tenebrosa (Australian red waratah sea anemone) is the source of this 2295-nucleotide messenger RNA. RefSeq lists its product as uncharacterized. The record is from RefSeq and is a predicted model, not a curated record. Lineage: Eukaryota; Metazoa; Cnidaria; Anthozoa; Actiniaria; Actiniidae.
GUGAUUGGUAGCUUUCGGUUUGAAAGAGAACAUAGGGAUUUUCACCGUUUUUUUGUCGAACACAUUCUAAAAAUGACCAACAAGCAACAACUGGAUCUUGGUAAUGCGGCAAGAAAUGUGUCUCCUAAUGAACAGGCAGUCGGUCUUAUCGCAAGAUCGGUAGCACAAUUACAAGGCAUACAGGAGAAACCAGAGAGUUGAAAGAACACGGCGAACUGAAAAAGACGCCGAGAUAGUCGAGCUUCGAAAAAAUGUAAAGCAACUCGUGAAGAGAACAACAAUAAUCUUCUCAUAAAACUGGAAGCAAAAUACAAGUAGGUGAAGAUUUUGAAGGAACGUAUACAACAACUCGAAGAUAAAAAGAUAAUUCUUAAAGAGGAAUUGGCUGCCGUUCAGUUCAAGUUGAAGGGCAUUGAAGAAGACGUGAGAAACCUACAACAGUUGAGGCAAGACGACGAAGAAAAGUCCUCAAAGGUGGAGGAAGAAAUGAAAAUGAUUCACUACACUUUAAAAGAGAUCAAAAAAGAUUUAGCGGCGACUAAAUCUGAGAAUGAAGUGCUAAAGAAGAAGAUUCGUCAUCAGUCUCGAAAAAAUCCGGGAACCACGAUGGACCGAAAUCAUGAUCAAAACAACAUCGAAGACGAAAUUCGUAGAAACAAGGAAAGGAUAGCGUCUUUGGAGAAAGAUUUAAGAGAAAGUUUGCGCAGCAAUAAAGAUCUUAAAGAUAGGAUCAACGCUUUAGAAAAGGAAAUACAAACCUUGAAAGAUGAGAAUGAAUUGUUGAACAAACAGCUGCAAGAAAUGAAAGAUGAUAAUGAAUCAAUGAAAAAGAGAAUGGAGAUUUUAGAGAAAGAAAAUGAACAUCAGAAAGCUGUGUUGAUUAUUGUGCAAAUAGGCACAGCCAUACAGAGAAAAUUGUGCAAGUACGUCCUGGGAGAAUGCUUCAAAGAACGAUACUUCUAUACGUUUAAAGAAAUAGACAUAUACGUGCAGCAAGAUCUGAGACAUGACAAGAAGGCCCAAGAGUCAGCAAGAAAGCGGCUGAAGGAAAUAAGGGAAAAGAUUCCUUGGAACCAACGUUUGGUGGAUAGUCUUCAAAAACUUAAUCGAACGAGAAUCGGCAUUGCUCAUCCUGACCUAAGCAGCGAAAACAUCCAACAAGCAACAGAUUAUUUGAAAAAGGAGAAUAUUUUGGACAAAGGAAUGGUCGACAAUGUUAACGAACUAAAACAACUAUGGAAAACAUCCGAAGAAUGGUUAAACAGGGCCGCUGGAGGUUCUGAAGAUGGUCCUGAAGGCGGUACGAUGAAUUUGUCUACCGCAGGACGACAGAACCAAGACACCUAUGCCAGCAGGGCCGCUGGAGGUCCUAAAGAUGGUCCUGAAGGCGGUACGAUGAAUUUGUCUACCGCGGGACGACAAAACCAAAACACCUAUGCCAGCAGGGCCACUGGAGGACAUUACCUUCACACCAAAGCAUAGGGUGCUAGUUACUCAUAUACAUAUCCCAGUUACCGAUUGUGAAUGAUCGAUGGUUUUGCAUAAAUACAAACAUUUUUAGCUUAUAAACAAUGAAGUUAUUUUGGAAAGGAUAUGUCCUUCCAACAAAUUUUACCUAUGAUAAUUUUACUUUAAAAUCCUAUAAUCUACUAUUUUUAAGGUGAUAUUUGUCUUUCAAUUCGACAAAAGAAAAAAACUUUCCGAAGAAUUAAAGCAAGCUUAGGAAUUAAACACUUAUCAAUUUCAAGCACCAAAGUAAGACUUUUUCAAAGUUUUAAAAAUAUAUAGAUCCCAAUAAGCUUAGGCUGACCACAAACGUGCAUCAAAUAUAUAUUCAAUGAUAUAGAUAUAGCCAUUUAAAACUAUCUACAAAUAGUUAGAUCUUUGCCAUGGCUUGCAUGACCACUUGAAAUGGUGGUCCCGUCUCACUCAGAGACGUUAAAAAAGAGGGCCACAAGUUUAUCAGUUACAAUAGUCACGUGCUACCCUCUCUAAAUAACUUCGUCAAUUCUAUUUUUGAUUUCAUUUUCUACGUAUGCAUGCUUAUAUAUGUUUUUCAAAUCAACUUAUGAAUAUUAAAUAGCUAAAUAUGGUUAGUCAACAAAAACGCCGGUAGCCGAAACCUAAAAUGGAUCUUUAAGGAUCAUGGUAAUAAUUUAAUAGCUUUUUGAUGCAAACUACGGCUGUUGUAUCACAGCAUGGGACAAUAAUCACAACAGAGCCCUAAGCUACACCUGUAGCGAAAGCCACGAAACAUCGAAUUAGAAUUAUAGAAUUUAUUCAUUUAUUGUUUUA